CGCAUCAUUGAAUUGAAUUGAACUAAUAUUUCCGAAAACGAAGUUAGGGUUAGAUUUUCAAAAUAUUUGUAAUUUUUCAUCGAAUCGUUUACACAAUGAGCAAAAGAAAAGCGCCCGGCGAUCCGAAAAAUUUAAAUCAGGAUUUUUGCGACUUUCUGAUCGAAUUGGCUGAGCAUGAAUUGAACGUCAAUCGCAAUCAUUUUAAAGGGCAAGUGUAUAAGAACGCGGCUAGGGUCCUGGCAGCUCAUCCGACCCGUAUAAAAUCUGGAGAAGAAGCCAAGCACCUGAAAGGGAUAGGUAAAAAGAUCGCCUUAAAAAUCGAUGAAUAUUUGCAGACUGGUAAACUGAAAAAACUAGAAAAUAUACAUCAUGACGAUAAGGGCAAUGCCAUAAAGCUAUUAACUAGAGUGUCUGGAAUAGGGCCAGCAAAAGCAGCAAAGCUGGUUGAUGAGGGCAUCACUUCGUUAGAAGAUCUACAUAAGCACCCCGAGAAAUUGACCCAUCACCAAUUGAUUGGAUUAAAAUAUUUUGAAGAUUUUGAGAAGAAGAUACCCCGUAAUGAGAUAGAACAAAUCGAAAGCCAGAUUAAGAAUCAACUGGAAGAUAUAGAUCCCAAGUUUGAGGUCACUAUUUGUGGUAGCUACAGACGCGGCAAGAGUGAAAGUGGCGACAUUGACGCAUUGAUUACCCAUAUUGAUUACAACAGUUCAAUAAUUGAUAAGAAGCAUAAAAAUCAGGUGUUGAAAACAAUUGUUGACAAACUCAUGCAAUGUCACUUGAUAACGGACACUUUAUCAUUAGGAGAGACCAAAUUCAUGGGCACUUGUCAGUUAAAUCCUAGUCUCCCUACCCGUCGUUUAGACAUUAGAUUCGUGCCAUUUGAUCAGUAUUACUGCGCGGUCCUCUACUUUACCGGUUCAGAUCUUUUUAAUCAAAAUAUGCGGCACCACGCGCUGGAGCAAGGAUUCACUCUAAACGAAUACACCUUAAGGCCCUUGGGACUCACAGGCCGCAGUGGGGAGCCUGUGGAAAUAUUAUCAGAAAAGUGUAUUUUUGAUGUAAUUGAUUAUCCUUACAAAAGUCCAGAAGAAAGGGAUUAAUUUAAAUCUUCAUUUCUUGUAAAAGUACAAAUUAAAUUUUAAUUAACGACAAGACUGGUGGUUAUUUUUUUAAGGUGGUUUAAAAAUAAAUGACUUAGCUAAAAAUGAUAAAUAAAAACUUCUAAAUUUGA
Cylas formicarius (sweet potato weevil) is the source of this 1231-nucleotide messenger RNA. Its product is annotated as DNA polymerase beta-like. Gene Ontology annotation, biological process: double-strand break repair via nonhomologous end joining. The record is from RefSeq and is a predicted model, not a curated record. Gene Ontology annotation, molecular function: DNA binding; DNA-directed DNA polymerase activity. The coding region runs from base 96 to 1100 and encodes 334 amino acids. Gene Ontology annotation, cellular component: nucleus. The transcript is spliced from 6 exons. Lineage: Eukaryota; Metazoa; Arthropoda; Insecta; Coleoptera; Brentidae.